UUCAUGGCUGCUCGUGCUUGUGUCCGUCGUGAACGGCGUCCAUAUUACUAGCGCUCUGCUGAGGGGGGAAGAUAUACGCUCGCGCGCGCACGCACGCACACAUACACAUACACUCAUAUAUAUAUAUAUACACACACACACACAUACACACGGAGUCCCGUGUUUAUAAACUGCCGCCAUGUAGCCUGGUUUAUUUGAUGAACAUUCAUUUUAUUUACCUCUACGGGGAUUUUAGUUGCGAAAUAGUUUUGUGUGUGUGAGAGAGAGAGACAGAUAUAACAAUGGUUUGCUAAUGAUACACUGCUAGCUAGCUGGCCGGCGAAUGUAUUAAGCUAGCUAGCUGGCUGGCUAGCUAGCCGUCUUGCUAAAUGCUAUUCGUAUAUAAUAGCCGCUGGCUCUAGGCGAUAGCAUAACAAGAUGGUUGCUAACCGGGGUGGCUAAUGCGGCAGGUAAAUAAUACCAAGAGAUGAUUAUUAGCCCAAACAAAACCUUAUCUAGCGCAGUGCAUGUUCACAAAGUAGUAAACACAUGCGUGGUUCGUGCUAUCCUGUAAAUAACACACUUCAUUUCACACGUACUUUACCUCCGGCCUCGGAAUAUCGGUAGCCUGCUGCUAGUUAGCAACAUAUUUAGGCUCAGGAGCUAAGAUAUUGAGAGAGAUUGUACACUCGUUCUUUGCUUAGCUCUCUUAAAACACAGCUUAUUGUGCAGAGUACUCAAAUAAAAAAGGCUCGAAACAUGUAGGCUCUAUAGGAAUAUAUGCAUCUGCCUGAACUGUUCAAAUCAAUGAGAACAUGUUUACAUCUUGAUCUGACUGAAAAGCUAACCCUGUUCCAGCAUGUCAGAAACUUUGAAAUAUGUGGAUGAUGAACACAAAACUAUUUUCCUGAAGAUUUUGAACGAGCAGAGACUAGAAGGUGAGCACUGUGACAUAGCCGUGGUGGUCGAAGACGUCAAGUUCAGGGCACAUCGAUGUGUGUUAGCAGCCUGCAGCAAUUACUUCAAAAAGCUUUUUAAGAAGCACGAGGUGGACAGUUCCUCGGUCAUCGAGAUCGACUUCAUUCGCUCCGACAUCUUCGAAGAGGUGCUGAAUUACAUGUACACAGCGAAGAUUUCAGUCAAGAAGAAAGAUGUCAAUUUGAUGAUGUCAUCUGGACAAAUACUUGGAAUACGUUUUUUGGACAAGCUCUGCUCUCAGAAACGCGACAUGUCCUCCGAGGAGAAAAAUGACCAUAAAAAUGCCAAAUAUCCUUAUGACCUGGUGAAAAUGGGACUUCAACCAGAUGAGCCCCAGUUAAAUCAAGAUGGUGAUGUCCAGGUCAUUGGGGACCAGGACGACACACCUUCUGACGAUAUUGUAGAGGAGCCUCAAGGCAAUCAUGAUCUAGACAAAUCACCAAACAGUGCCCUGCGAGUGGAGGAAGCCACCUCACUAUUGAAAGAGUUAACCCAGGAGGAAGUACACAAGGUUGCCUGUUAUGAUCAGGAUGUGGAAGCAAUGGACACUGAGCCCAAAGAGCUUGCCGCUCACACCCAGACCCUCGCGUUCGCUGACAGCAUGGGGGAUGUUAAGGAUGAGCAAGCUCCUGGGUGGAGCACGGCUACUGCAGACAUGAAACUCGAAUACCUGCUGUAUGGCCACAGGGACCAGUUCGCCUGCCAGGUUUGUGGGAAGACCUUCGUGGAUGAGAACCGGUUGAGGAAACAUGAAAAGCUGCAUUCUGCCGAGAGACCGUUCAUAUGUGAGAUAUGCACCAAAGCGUUCACCACACAGGCACACUUGAAAGAGCAUUUAAAAAUCCACACUGGCUUCAAACCCUACAGAUGCGAAGACUGUGGCAAGUCUUUCAUCCGCGCCCCAGAUCUGAAGAAACACGAGAGGGUGCACAGCAACGAGCGUCCCUUCAACUGCCACAUGUGUGAAAAAGCUUUUAAACACAAGUCCCAUCUGAAGGACCACGAACGGCGACACCGGGGCGAAAAGCCUUUUAGGUGUAGCUCCUGCACCAAGGCCUUUGCCAAAGCAUCUGAUUUGAAGAGACAUGAGAACAACAUGCACAGUGAGAGGAAGCAGCUGUCUGCAAACAGCUUGCAGAGCGAGACUGAACAGCUGCAAGCAGCAGCGAUGGCAGCAGAGGCUGAGCAGCAACUGGAAUCCAUAGCAUGCUCGUAACAUAACGUGUGUGUGUGCGUGUUCAAUACACUCACACUAAUGCACUGUAGAACAAUUUUUUCUUACCCAUUUCGAUAUGGUGAACAGAUGCAGUCUUAUUGUUUUGGUCUUGUUUUAAGUUCAUUUUUUUGAACUAUUAGAAUAUCAGAACUUGAUAGUUUAUUAAUUUUAGACGGAUGAGUUGAUUAACACUGUUGAAUGUUUUUAUUUUCUUCCAAAUGUAAAUGGUGCAAGAUUUUUUUUUUCCACUGUAAACUUCAUACCAAAUGUAUUUGCGUAUUUGUGGCAGUGCAAUGGACAUUGGAUUGUACUGACUACACUUGUUGACACAGUACACAUGCACAGUGCCAGUUUUGCUAAGAAAACAGAAUUAUCAAAAAUUGCUGAUGAAAAUUAUGUCUUUGAUGGUCAGUCUUUCCAUCAACUAUCACACAAGAUGAAAAGAUUUACCUUAUUGAUAUUUUUGCUGUAAUAAAAAAAAGAACAUUUCCAAAA
Hemibagrus wyckioides is the source of this 2668-nucleotide messenger RNA. It is a transcript of the gene zbtb14, whose product is annotated as zinc finger and BTB domain containing 14. Gene Ontology annotation, cellular component: nucleus. Gene Ontology annotation, biological process: regulation of transcription by RNA polymerase II. The record is from RefSeq and is a predicted model, not a curated record. The transcript is spliced from 2 exons. Bases 839 to 2173 code for a protein of 444 amino acids. Gene Ontology annotation, molecular function: RNA polymerase II cis-regulatory region sequence-specific DNA binding; protein binding; DNA-binding transcription factor activity, RNA polymerase II-specific. NCBI's taxonomy places the organism in Eukaryota, Metazoa, Chordata, Actinopteri, Siluriformes, Bagridae.